AUUUCAUGGGGGAAAGUCCUGCCAAGAACCAUUAUGCACAGCUUAACCAGGGAGAAGAGAAUGAGAUGGACAUAUUUGGCUACAAAACUCAAAGCUGCCGAAAGGCCUUGUGCAUUACUGGAUACAUCUUAUCCUGUGGGGCUCUGUGGUUGCUCUUUCACUGGAAGCCAGAGUGGAAUGUGUGGCUAAACUGCAUCCGGUGCAGCUUGGAAGAAGCAGAUAUUGUUCUCCUCAGAACAACAGAUGAAUUUCGAAUUUAUUCUCGUGAGACUGUGACGUGGAUCUCUGCAUCUGCAUUCAUCAAAAGUGGAUCAGAGUAUCCAGCCACUGCUGAGGAAGACUCAAUCUUCAACAAAGCCAUAAUGAAGCCAAGUUUUCAAGUGAAAACUAUCCAAGUACAAAAAAUCCGCUAUAUCUGGAAUAUCUGUGCAAAACAGUUCCAGAAAGUUGGAGUCCUAGAAGACCACCACACUUGUUCAGCUAUACAUGCAAAAUUUGGUUCUGGUCUCACCUGCGAUGAACAGAAUAUCAGGAGAGUUAUAUGUGGGCCAAACACUAUUGAUGUUCCAGUGAUCCCAAUUUGGAAACUACUCAUCAAAGAGGUCCUAAAUCCAUUUUACGUGUUCCAGCUGUUCAGUGUGUGUCUGUGGUUUGCUGAAGAUUACAUGGAGUAUGCUACUGCCAUCAUAAUCAUGUCUCUCCUCUCAGUAUUUUUGACUGUAUACGAUCUCAGACAGCAAUCGAUUAAACUUCACAGUCUGGUUGAGUCUCAUAACAACGUCACGGUCACUGUCUGCAGAAAUAAGGAAGAUUUGCAAGAGCUGGAAUCACACCAUCUUGUUCCUGGAGAUAUGCUGGUUUUGAAACAGGGCAAAACCCUUUUGCCUUGUGAUGCCAUCUUGAUCAGUGGGCAGUGCAUUGUAAAUGAAAGCAUGCUGACAGGGGAAAGCAUUCCAGUAACAAAGACCCACUUACCCCAAGCUGAUAACUUUAAGCCCUGGAGAACGUACUGUGCAGAGGAUUACAAAAAACAUGUCCUCUUCUGUGGAACAGAGGUCAUACAGACCAAGGCAGACGACAGAGGAGUAGUGAAAGCUGUGGUGCUGCGGACUGGUUUCAAUACAGCCAAAGGAGAUCUGGUGAGGUCCAUUCUCUACCCUAAACCGAUGAACUUCAAGCUGUACAGAGAUGCCCUCCGGUUCCUGAUGUGCCUCAUAGCAUUUGCAGCCAUUGGAAUGAUCUACACAAUAUGUGUAUUUGCACUUAAUGGGGAGGAAGCAGGAGAGGUGGUAAAGAAGGCUUUGGAUGUUAUCACUAUUGCUGUCCCACCAGCUCUUCCAGCUGCCUUGACAACUGGGAUCAUUUAUACCCAGCAGAGGUUGAAGAAAAAGGGCAUCUUCUGCAUCAGCCCACAAAGGAUCAACAUGUGUGGACAGCUGAACCUCAUCUGCUUUGACAAAACUGGCACCUUAACAGAAGAUGGCCUGGAUCUUUGGGGCUUGCUGCCCUCUGAAAGAAACUGCUUCCAGGACAUUCACAGCUUCCCUGAAGAUCGCAACCUGCCUUGGGGCCCAGUGUUCAGAGCAAUGGCAGUUUGUCAUUCAUUAAUUGUGUGGGAGGGCAAGAUCCAAGGAGACCCACUGGAUGUGAAAAUGUUUGAGACCACUAACUGGGUGAUAGAUGAUUCCAAUGGAUACCAGACUGAAGGAUCCACACAUGCCACGGUUGUUAGACCUGGACCUAAAGCUACCAUUGCCCCAGUGGAAGGAGUUACCAUUUUACACCAGUUUCCGUUUUCUUCAUCCUUACAAAGAAUGUCUGUCAUUGCUCAGGAAAUUGGUGGUGAUCAACAGGUCUUCACAAAAGGGGCUCCAGAAAUAGUAGCCAUGCUAUGUAGAGCAGAAACAGUCCCAUCAAACUUUGAAAGCAAACUCCUGCUCUACACGGCACAGGGCUUUAGGGUGAUCGGACUGGCAUGGAAAUCUCUACAGACAGGGAAGCUGCCUACUGCUCUAUCAAGGGAGGAGGUAGAAUCUGAUCUAACAUUCCUGGGUCUGCUGAUAAUGGAGAAUCGAUUAAAGAAGGAGACAAAACCUGUCCUGGAAGAGCUCAGUGCUGCCUGCAUCAGGAGCGUUAUGGCCACAGGUGACAACAUUCAGACAGCUAUAACCGUUGCCAAAAAUGCUGGGAUGAUCUCUCCAGCACACAGAGUGAUUCUUGUGGAAGCAAACAAAGUACCUGGAUCUGUUUCAGCAUCUAUAACCUGGAAACCCCUAGAAGAAAACCAAACUGAAGAUUGCAGAAACCUGGUGAGCAUAAAGCAUAAGAAGCAGACUGAGCGAAGAAUCAAUCUGGCACUGGGACAUGGCCAGUAUCAUUUUGCCAUGAGUGGAAAAUCUUACCAAAUUGUAGCACAGCAUUUCAGGCACUUACUUCCAAAGCUCCUGCUGAACGGAACAGUUUUUGCUAGAAUGUCCCCUGGUCAGAAAUCCAGCCUGGUAGAAGAGUUUCAAAAGUUGGAUUACUUUGUGGGCAUGUGUGGAGAUGGAGCCAAUGACUGUGGGGCUUUGAAAGUGGCACAUGCAGGGAUAUCACUGUCAGAGCAGGAGGCGUCCGUGGCUUCACCUUUCACAUCCCGAAUCCCCAGCAUAGCCUGUGUGCCAGAGCUAAUCAGGGAAGGCCGUGCUGCUCUUGUCACUUCCUUCUGCAUGUUCAAGUACAUGGCAUUGUACAGCACAAUUCAGUACCUUGGUGUUCUCCUACUUUACUGGCAACUAAACUCCUUUGGGAAUUACCAAUUUUUGUUUCAAGAUCUGGCUAUUACCACUGUCAUUGGCAUGACAAUGAGUUUCACAGGUGCCUACCCAAAGCUGGUUCCCUACAGGCCUCCAAGCCAGCUUAUCUCACCCCCAUUGCUGCUCUCUGUUGUACUUAACAUCCUCUUCAGCCUCAGCAUGCAGAUUUUCGGGUUUGUGGUGGUCCAGGAGCAGCCUUGGUAUUCCAAGACUGAUUUACACCGUGGCUGCCUCUCAAUGAAGAAUCACAUGGAGAAUUCUUCCUACAGCCUGGGGCUCCAUGGGGUGAGAGAUGGAGCCCAUGAACAAACAGACAAUGGCUACAGGAGCUAUGAAAACACCACAGUGUGGCUGCUGAGUACCAUCAACUGCCUCAUUGUAGCAUUAGUGUUUUCCAAGGGAAAGCCUUUCAGGCAAGCCAUCUACACAAACUAUGUAUUCAUACUGGUGCUCAUAGGGCAGCUGGGCAUUUGCCUCUUCUUGAUGUUUGCUGAUAUUGAUGAUCUCUACUCUAAGAUGGAUCUUGUUUGCACCCCCACCACAUGGCGGAUCUCCAUGGUGGUAAUGCUUGCAGUCACACUUGCUGUGUCCUUCCUUGUCGAGGAAGCUGUCAUCGAGAACAGACCCCUGUGGCUGCUUCUGAAAAAGACCUUCCGGUACCACUCAAAGAGCCACUACAAGAGGCUGCAGCAUGUGUUAGAGCAGGACUCAGACUGGCCACCUCUGAAUGAUACCCUCUUCUCAGAUUCCGUGACAAUAACAGUAGAGGGAAGUGUGGGAGGCCAUAGCAAUCCAACAUUUGACAGCAGUGAGGACUCACUCUGAAGGAAACUGCAGUGGACACAUGUCCAGGACUAUUGCAAGUGGCUGUGAAAGGACUCUCUCAAGAGAUUUAAAAAAGAGGCAAAACUGACUCAUCUCUGCUUCACCGCUCUAGGCUAAUAGGGCUAAUCAGCUCUUGCUUACCUUUAAAUUGACUGGAAGCAGAAAAGCUGGUCGUAGUAACAUAAAGCCACAAUGUUUCCUCUGUCCCCUUGCCCAUGUACAAAUUUCUGGCACCUGCAAAUUGAAUAGCUUGCUGAAUAUUGGCAAAAUGUUCACGAUUGAAGCACCCCACUGCUGCAUCCCUCUCUUGAACUGCAUUAUGCAGUCCAUACAGGUGGGAGCUGCUCCAGGUGAAAAGUAGCUAAUUGAGAUACCAGCACUCCUCUGGGGAGAUCCCCUUUG
Empidonax traillii (willow flycatcher) is the source of this 4022-nucleotide messenger RNA. Its product is annotated as probable cation-transporting ATPase 13A4. Gene Ontology annotation, biological process: intracellular calcium ion homeostasis; polyamine transmembrane transport. The record is from RefSeq and is a predicted model, not a curated record. Bases 6 to 3620 code for a protein of 1204 amino acids. Gene Ontology annotation, cellular component: late endosome membrane. The transcript is spliced from 30 exons. NCBI's taxonomy places the organism in Eukaryota, Metazoa, Chordata, Aves, Passeriformes, Tyrannidae. Gene Ontology annotation, molecular function: ATP binding; P-type ion transporter activity; ATP hydrolysis activity.